Molecule: messenger RNA, 240 nt
Organism: Protopolystoma xenopodis
Lineage: Eukaryota; Metazoa; Platyhelminthes; Monogenea; Polystomatidea; Polystomatidae
Source: the annotation of a GenBank genome assembly
AUGGGCAUUUGCUUAUGGAGUGCGGUUAUCAUGGUCUUUGAGUGCAUAUGUCUUGGGCCUGGACCGGUCCACCAUUUCACAUCUGACGACAAAACUGGUUACAAUUUGGAUUUACUCCCAACAAUGGAGAAACCCAAUACAAAUGUGAGUAACGCCACUGGGUUUCCAAAAUGGCUUUGUGCCACAAAUUUGGCCGUACACAACAAUCUUAAGUGGGACCCCUUCAAGCAUCGCUUUUAA